GGAGCCGCGUGUUUAAUGGAACAGCCCGGCGGUCGGUGGGUCUGGAAGCGUGAAAUUCACCGAAUAAUCUGAAACCCAGGCUAGAUGAGCGAUUCCGAACAUCCCGUGGAGAAGGAGAAUUCCACUCCUGAAGCCUCCUGGCCGGAGGAUGGUGGUCAGUGGAGUGAUGGGGAAGGUGGAGAGCUGGAGGAGUCUGACCUGCUUCAGGAGGUGGUGGAGGAGGAUGAGGAGAUUGACCUCUACAAUGAAGAAACCUUUGGAUUAGAUCUUAGUGCAGAAGAGCUAGAAGCAGACCAGAUAGACCUUCUGUUUGUCCAUGAUGACAAGCCCCCAUCACCACCAGCCUCACCCCCACCAACCCAGAGCGUGCCAUCCCCACCCAGGCCUAAACCACAAAUCCAGCCCAGGACUCCAGCAAGCCCAGCUGAUAAAACCAGGAUCCGGAGGGAGAGACCAGGUCAGAGGCAGCUGUUUGAUGAUCCAGCUGUGAUGAGGACUGUUGAAGGUCCGCCCAGCAUAAAGAGCUUGGACAGUGCAAUUGUGGACUGUGGGCGGAGCUCCUUCUGGGGGGAUCUUAAUGCAAAUACAUGGAUGAUGCAGCCUUAUGGCACACCGACCAGACGCACACCAGUGUCCAUUUAUCAGGACCAAGCGAUUGUGGGAGUAAUUGACAAGUCAGCUCGGGGUAGAAUGCCAUAUGGAUCCCCUGUCCUGCGAUCCCCGCUGCAUCCUGUGGGCCACAGGGGGCUUCCUAAGCAGGUACCAUUGUCUCCUUUGGUGUCUAGUCCUUUGCGUCCUCAUAGUCCCUUCUCCAUUAAGCAGCGUUACAAUCAGUCAGGAGUUUUUCUUUCACCCUCCCGUCCUCGUUUCCACUCCCCACAACCACUUACACCAAAAAUGAUGCAAGUCAGGUUUGGGCCCAACUCACCACGGCCUGGCCCUUGCUACAGCCCUUUCUCAGCUCCAAUCCAGCAAUUCAGGCUACCUGUGCUGGCGACACAGCUCCACCCACAGCACAAGCGACUUCUGAACCAGCGCCCACUGGGUCCCUGCAGAAAGUCAAAGAGUUGGGACCUAUACGCUGAGAUAAUGUCUGCCAAAGAGAAAGAGUGGGUCAUCAGACUGCAAAUGAUGCAGCUCCAGAGUGAAAAUCCGUAUCAGGACGACUACUAUUACCAGGAGUAUUAUCGGCGAAUGGAGGUUAAACUGGCUGAAGAAGAAAUGCUGGGUGACCGCUCAAAGAGGGAACCGCCUAAACUCACCACGCCGUACGUCACCAAAACCGUAUCCUACACUCCAGUGGUCCACAUUGAGGGUUCACUGGGUCAGGUUGCGGUGUCUACGUGUUACUCCCCACGCCGAGCCAUAGACGCUGUCCACGUGCACGCCCCUGAGGAGCAAAAAGAUACCAGGCAGCAGAGGCUGGAGGUGCUGAACAUUAUUGAGAAGUGUUACGUCAUUCUGUUGGGGGUGGAGGAAGCGGAGAGGACGAAAGCAACAGUGUCUGAUGAGGAAGAGAAGAAGAGGCUGAUGAAGACCAUGCAGAGAGGACUGGAGGAAAUAAACAGCCAGCUACACAGCUCCAGCGCACUAGAAUCCACAGAGGAGUUUCUGCAGUGUCUCCUGCUCUCGAAAGGGAAGAGGCUGCUGGCCAGACUGCUGCCCUUCCUGACACAGGAGGCAGCCCGGCACAUCCUGACAGUCAUCACGACACACCUGCCAGCACUGAUGAGCAGAGACAUAGAUGAGGCACUUCCGAUUCUGUACCCAUCUCUUCGAGCUGUGAUCAACACCCUCACCUUUACCCAGCUGGUCUCUAUUCUCCAGGACUUCACCUCUGACUUGCCUGACUCUAAAGACUCACGGUUGACCUUGGCCUGCCAAAAUAAGUUUGGGCUGUCUUUGCUGUAUGCCUUGCUGUCUCAAGGUGAAAGACUCCUCACGUCAGAUGUUCCCAUGGAGCCCAGCAUUGGAGACUUUGAGACCUGGACGGACACAGUGUUUCACGUUGCACGGCAGCUCUCCCGGACAUCGCUGGUGGAGCCCCUUUUCCUGCCCUCAAACCUGCUCACGCUAUUUUGCCGGUACUUGGACAAGCGGACGGUCCAGCAGCUGAAGAACAACAUGGAGUCGUCUGCAGGUUAUCUGGCUGUAGGCUCAUGAGGGGCAUUGUCCCCACCCUGUUUCCCUCCUGUUUUGUCUUUUUAUUUGACUGGUCAGUCCUGUCCAAUUGUAUAGACUCCCACCACACUCAACACUAGAUCAGACUCUCCUCUGCCCAAUAAAUUCUUAGCCAUGUAAUAUUCACAGCCGCCACUAAGUGGCAAUACUUGAUCAGCUGUUUUUCAUUUGCCAAGCAGUCUGGUCAUAGACUGCAGUGGUAGAAAUUCACUCUUUAUUUAUAGAUUAACUGAUGAGCUAAAAGGUGGAGUAUACAGGGAUUGAUUACGCUUCACAUUUAUUUGGGGUUUUUCAUGAAAAAAUGCAAGUUAUCUCUAUGAAGUUUUCUUUAUUGGAAUAGAAAGUUAAUUUCUAUAUCUGUAUAUUUUUGUAAUGCAAAUUUACAGCACUGUAUGCUAUUUUUUUUAUUUAUUGUAUCUUUAUUUAAGCACUUGAUUGAUGUAUAGCAUUAGCAAAACCAAAAAAAUAAAUAAAUGCAAUUUCAAAAAUGUACUUUUA
Astyanax mexicanus (Mexican tetra) is the source of this 2679-nucleotide messenger RNA. RefSeq names its product PAT1 homolog 2 (gene patl2). The record is from RefSeq and is a predicted model, not a curated record. The transcript has 19 exons. The coding region runs from base 85 to 2163 and encodes 692 amino acids. Gene Ontology annotation, cellular component: P-body. NCBI's taxonomy places the organism in Eukaryota, Metazoa, Chordata, Actinopteri, Characiformes, Acestrorhamphidae. Gene Ontology annotation, biological process: deadenylation-dependent decapping of nuclear-transcribed mRNA; P-body assembly. Gene Ontology annotation, molecular function: RNA binding.